Messenger RNA from Polypterus senegalus (gray bichir), 2781 nucleotides. It is a transcript of the gene igf2bp2a, whose product is annotated as insulin-like growth factor 2 mRNA binding protein 2a. Bases 514 to 2337 code for a protein of 607 amino acids. The transcript has 16 exons. Gene Ontology annotation, biological process: regulation of gene expression; nervous system development. The record is from RefSeq and is a predicted model, not a curated record. Gene Ontology annotation, molecular function: mRNA 3'-UTR binding. Gene Ontology annotation, cellular component: cytoplasm; cytosol; nucleus. NCBI's taxonomy places the organism in Eukaryota, Metazoa, Chordata, Cladistia, Polypteriformes, Polypteridae.
CCUGCUCGCAUAUUCUAAGGUACUGUGUGAUCAAGAACGAAUUUCUAGUGGAUUCACCACCGGCGCUACUACGAUUUCUAUUUAAGGUUGAGAUCAAGGAUCCUGCCACCAUUUACAUCGCACCCACUGAUUAAUUUAUCCAGGUUUACCAUAGGGGAUCGCGGCGCCACUUGAUGUCUUCUUCCCGUCAGAUUGUUGCGAGUGCCGGUCUCCGAUCGAGCCCGGGCUCAAAUGUAUUUUCUGAUAUUUUUUUAAGGCAGAUUUUAUUUAGAGGCGGCGCUUGCAGGCUCUGAGCAGCGUCGUAGCGACACUUUCUCUUCCCCAGUCAGUGUUUGGUCAAGAGCACAGUUGGAGCUGGGGGGUCGUGUGGAUUUGGGGGGUGACUGCUUGUUUUUUUUUUUGCUAUUUCCCCGUUUUUUUUUUACUUCCCCCUUCUUUCUUCUUCUAUUUUGCUACAGUUUUGGUGUUUUUUGCCUAGAAAUUUGUUUCCAUUUCGGGAUUUUCUUUUGGAUCAUGAACAAACUAUACAUCGGGAACCUGAGCCCUUCAGUGACUGCCGAAGACCUGAAGCAGCUUUUUGGGGAGUGGAAGCUCCCUCUGUCCGGUCAGGUCCUGCUCAAGUCUGGAUAUGCCUUCGUGGAUUUCCCUGACCAAAACUGGGCCAUUAAAGCGAUAGAGGCUUUGUCUGGCAAAGUGGAAUUGCAUGGGAAAGUGAUUGAAGUCGACUACUCUGUCCCUAAAAAGCAAAGGAGUCGAAAGAUUCAAAUCCGGAACAUUCCUCCUCAUCUACAAUGGGAGGUGUUGGAUGGGCUUUUAGCGCAAUAUGGCACAGUGGAAAAUGUGGAACAAGUAAACACAGACACGGAAACUGCAGUUGUAAAUGUCACAUAUGCAACGAAGGAACAAGCCAAAGUGGCAAUCGAGAAACUGACUGCACAUAAGUUUGAGGAUUACUCAUUCCGAGUUUCCUAUAUCCUGGAUAUGGAUGCAGCACCAUCUCCUCCUGUCCAGCGAUCUCGCCGUGGAGGGCGGCAGACACGUGACCAGGGCACUUCUCAGCCUGGCACUUCAGGGAGCCCCUCUGCCUCACGCUUAAAGCAACCUGACUUUCCCUUGCGCAUGCUUGUCCCCACACAAUUUGUGGGUGCCAUCAUAGGGAAAGAGGGACUCACGAUCAAGAAUGUUACCAAGCAGACCCAGUCCAAGGUCGAUAUCCAUAGAAAGGAGAAUGCUGGAGCGGCAGAGAAACCCAUAACCAUACACUCGACACCUGAGGGUUGUUCCUCUGCUUGCCGUAUGAUUCUGGAGAUCAUGGAGAAAGAGGCCAGUGAGACUAAAACAGCUGAAGAAAUUCCUUUGAAAGUUUUGGCUCACAACAGCCUCGUUGGGAGACUAAUUGGCAAAGAAGGUCGAAAUCUCAAGAAAAUUGAGCAAGAGACUGGGACCAAGAUCACUAUCUCGUCUUUACAAGACUUAACCAUUUACAACCCAGAGAGGACCAUUACUGUGAAAGGCAGUAUAGAAUCUUGCUGCAAAGCUGAAGUAGAAAUAAUGAAGAAGCUCAGAGAAGCCUAUGAAAAUGACAUUUCUGCAAUUAAUCAACAAGCCAACUUGAUCCCAGGGCUCAAUCUCAAUGCUUUGGGUAUUUUCUCAACUGGACUGCCAGUCAUCCCGUCUGUAGCUGGACCCCGUGGAGCAGCCUCAGCUAGCACCUCUGCUUACAGUCCCUUCCUUAGUCAAUCAUCAUAUCUGAGUGGUCUGUACGGGGUCCCUCCAGCCAGCAUGGUAUCUCACCAGCACUCAGCCCCUGAACAGGAAGUUGUAUACCUGUUCAUUCCCACUCAGGCUGUUGGGGCACUUAUUGGGAAGAAAGGUCAACACAUCAAGCAACUGGCGAGGUUUGCUGGUGCUUCUAUUAAGAUCGCUCCAGCUGAAGGACCAGAUGUUACUGAGAGAAUGGUUAUCAUCACUGGAACCCCAGAGGCUCAGUUUAAGGCUCAGGGUCGGAUUUUUGGAAAGCUGAAGGAAGAGAAUUUCUUUAGUCCAAAGGAAGAGGUGAAAUUACAGGCCCAUAUCAAGGUACCAUCAUCUGCAGCUGGAAGGGUGAUUGGCAAAGGAGGGAAAACGGUUAAUGAACUACAGAAUCUCACUAGUGCCGAGGUGAUUGUACCGCGGGACCAAACUCCAGAUGAAAAUGAUGAAGUCUUUGUAAAAAUUAUUGGCCAUUUCUUUGCCAGUCAGACUGCACAACGAAAGAUCAGGGAGAUAGUACAGCAGGUCAAACAACAGGAACAAAAACACCAUCAGGGAGCUCCCACGCCGCACCACUCCAAGUAAGCACCAGAGUGGUGCCAGUGAGCAACAGCUGAUGAAUGUAGCCCUUCCAACCGAGGAGAAAGACAGACGUGAUGAGACAGACCAGAAGAACGGGGAACAAAACCAAAGAACAUUACUGGGAUAAAUGUGCCAGCUGCAGGCUGGGUCUGCAUUAGUUAACUGUGCAGAGUGAGAGGAUUUUGUCUAGUAAUCACACAAAUAUUAAGGGGGGCAUCUGCAGUCUUUCCAGAUAAAACAAAAACUCUGUCACGAUACUCUAUAACGCUAUCCCUUUAGUUGGACUAACAUAGGCCUAAGUUAAACAAACAAAAUGAACUAAAAUAUGUGCACGGGAAGAAUAACAACUUGGAUUUUGGCUUUUUAGGUCACAAGUAUUUUUAGCCUUAGCAGUAUUAAUUUUAUAUAUGUAAAAGUUUUAUAUAAAUAAAAAUUUUAUAUAUAUAA